Messenger RNA from Thamnophis elegans (Western terrestrial garter snake), 4336 nucleotides. RefSeq names its product KIAA1614 ortholog. Gene Ontology annotation, molecular function: protein kinase C binding. Gene Ontology annotation, biological process: centrosome cycle; establishment or maintenance of cell polarity; regulation of cellular localization. Gene Ontology annotation, cellular component: nucleus; apical plasma membrane; cell cortex. The record is from RefSeq and is a predicted model, not a curated record. Lineage: Eukaryota; Metazoa; Chordata; Lepidosauria; Squamata; Natricidae.
GGGGGGCUUCUCCCGGUUCACUUCAGCUGAACUUUGGCAGAGCCGUAGAUCUCAAACACCCCCACCCAUCUCCCCUUCCCCGAGGAGGAUUGGAGGCUUAAGCUGCUCUGCGCUCUCGCUUGUCCUCGGCUCCAUAUGCGGCUCCGGAGCCUCUUGCCAGAGUCAUCAUAACAAGCACUUCCCUUAAUGAAGAGCCCGAGCGAUCAAAGCGGGGGCCGUCAGAAAGCCAAGCAAAAUAUUGCCCUUAUUCAUUUAAAAAGAUGAUUUCCCCACCUCGGAUAGCCGGAAGGAACAAAGCUAGAAGAAACACCCCCUCUUGUUUUUCUUUUGGUUUUGAAGAGUUCAUUUAAUGCCUCCUUUCUUCUGAGAAACGGGUUGCCGAUCUCACAAACUUUUAUGGCUUGCAUGGACUUAGGAGCGAUGUCUUCCCAAGAAGGUUUGUUACCAGCCGGACACGAGACCAUGGAGGAAAGUUUCUCUGCUGAAAAAAGAAUAGGCAGCAUAAAGCAGUGUGCUAAAAAUACUUCUAGACCCAAACAGCCUGACAAGUGCUCCGAACAUGUAAAUAAUAUUUCUCUGAGCGGGCCAACUUGGAUUCCAGUGGGACAGAAAGGGUCUGUAAGGAAGUCCACCUCUGUUUUGCAGUCCAAGGUUAGAGCCCUUAAAGAGAAAAGGAACUUUAUAAACAAGCAAACUGAAGAAACAUUGCAGGAAGAGGCUUCUCUAAGGAAGCUUAACGCAUGGAAGGGAACGCCACCAAGAGGCCCUGUUCUUCAGAACGCAGUGGUGGAGCCACAAGCUCAAAUCCGCACUUACUUGACAGAUGUGCUGCUGGACAGCACCGAGUAUCCACAUCGGAUGCACGAGGAAUUUCAGGGAACAAGCCUUCCAGAUCCAUACAUCAAUGAUUUCGAAACCCAGUCUAGGGCGACGGGAGAGCCCGCAGGCAUGAACCCACCAAAGGAAUUCAGGAGGCUCCCAGGAAGAAGCAUGCCAGAUACAAAGAGUUCUUCAGGAAGCUCCACGAAAAAGGUACCCUUGAGUGCCAUCUCUGGAACUGGCUCCUUAAAGGACCUUUCCUUCAUCCCAACAUCUUUUGAAGAAACAAACGGUGGAGAAGACCAUCUAAUUCGGCCCAAGGAGUUUGACAGCAAUUCCGUGAAAAAGAACGACAGUUCUGAGGUGGCAUCAGUUGGGAGGAUUUGGAGAACGGAGAGCUGGGACAGUCUUGGAAGCAGCAGUAGCAACGUCAGUACUUUAUCUUUAGCAGACAGAGUGGAAAGAAACCGGACUAAGUUGCAGGAGAUGCUGAGCGCAUCACCGUUGAGCAGAAGUUAUUCGCAGGAAUCUCAUACUUUGGAUACUCAUCGGAAGGAGACCCAAGACCUCGGGCCUAAUAAUGAGAUUGCGCCAAAUGAUGGAGCCUGGGAUUCUAAUGUCUCCUCACAAGAUUCUGAAGGUUAUCGGGUCUUUCUUCCUAACCAAAAGCUGGAAUUGAGCCCCAGGCAUGAACAGGCCAAGCAGCUGCUCCAGAGAGCUCGUAUGAAGGCCAGGACAAACCCCCUCCGAGCUAGCCAUAACAUCCUGCUUACUGCCUCCCCAGACAAGAGAUGCAAAAGACUUGUUUUGAAGGAUGGAAAUAAUCCCACUAGUGGAAACCAGAGUGAUUCAUCCAGUGGUGACUCCAGCUGUGGGCAGCAGAGGAAGCAAGGACCACCUUCUUCUCGGGUGCGUUUUGAGGAUGAAUCUGCAAGGGAUGCCGAAGUUCGCUAUUUGGAACGCCUGCAGCAACGCCAGAAACGGCCCUUAGAUUCAGUUCUGUUAUCUCUUGGCCAGGGCCCACUGCUCUCCAAACCAGAUCUUGCUGGAUAUAUAAAUGGUGACCUCCAGCGUAAAGAGAGCAGCGUCAACAAACCUAGCUGGGAACAUCAAAGCAUAGGACAGGGAACCAAAAGGCACACUCACCAGAGCAACGGAGGAUGCUCUGGAAGAGGGACCUCUCCUCAAGACAAAGAAAGCAAGUGUAGUGCCUGUGGGUCUUAUAUCAACAAUUCAGCAGACACUCAACUCAACCAACUGGGAAUGGCACAUGGAAUUGCCAACGCCCUUCCUGGAGGCAGUGACACUGUUCACACUAAUGGAAGCCAAGAGCUCGCUGCUUCCCAGGAGGACUCGCGGACAAAGCCUCUAGCCCCCAAAAGGACUCCACUAUGGAUCCUUCCUUCUCGGCAGCGUUUUGCAGAAUGCCUCAGGGAGACGCACAUCGGCGAAGUUACUGAAGAUGUGGACUCCGCUUUAGGCAGCACCACUGACACGUCCGACACGCUACAGCAGGACAGCGAAGAAGCUGGCGCCAACGGUCAGCGAUUUGCAACCGAAAAUUGCCACGGUGUCCCUAGACCAUUGUGUUCUUCGGAGAAGAAAGCCAACGCUGUCCCCGUGGACAGGCAAAGCACAGAGAAAAGUAUCCAGUGCCCAAUUGAGAAAACCCGUAUCUCCCGUUUAUUCCCAGCAGUGUUUUUCCAAGAUGGUAAAAAAGCUCCAGUCAAUCAUUUAUGCCAAACGAAGCAGCAUUCAAAGCAGGUGGCUGCUGCCAACAAUUUAAGGAGUCUAAUACCAGCCCCCACCACUGGAAAAGUUCACUCCUCCCCAAUGUCUUAUAGGAGAGCUGUUUUAACAGGCAGCCACAAAUUGAUCAAACAGGAUCCUGGGCAUAUAAAUAAAACCAACGAACUAUCAGUUGCAUCUGCCCCUUCUGAUUUCCAGGAUGUAGAUGUAUCUCGGCUCGAGGAGCAUCAUGGCCAGCAGGAUCAGAGGACAUUCUCCAAACAUCUGGCUUUGCCCUCCAAUAUUCACAAUAACACAUCUGCCAAGCCAGAGCCCAAAACCAUAAUAACGGGCAGAGAUGAUCAACUUUGGGAGAGUGAGAAGAUGGGGGAAAAUCAAGUAGGUCCAUCAUCCUCAACCUGUGGUGUUCCCCCUGUUGCUCCCAAUGUCAUCAAUUCCACUGCUAUUAACCUCUCCCUGACAACUGAAGAGACCAACUUCACGAUCCCCACUCAGUCAAUCAGCAGAGAAGCUCCGGUAGCAGAUAUGCAGAAGAUAAAACCCGGGAAAGCAAAUAUUAUUCCAUGCAAACACUUAGAAGUUUACCCGCAGCCAAAGAAACAGCACUCCACCAAGAAAGAAGUCUCUUCUACAAUGGGUUUUAAAAAAUUCUUCACCACUCUGACUCAGAGCACCAAAGAAAGACUGGGAAGAUUCCGAUGUUACAGCAUGGAACAGAUAUCUAUGCUAGAAUCAGGAGCUGCCAAGCCCAGUAUGGAAAAUGCUCCAGAUACCCUUUGUUCUCCGAAAAUGAAGAAAGUUCCUUCCUUACAAUCUUUGCAGAGGGUGUCAUCUUUCUGUCAACCAAGAAAAGCCUCUUCGGUUCAAAAUCUGCAUUCCUUUUUGGGCAAGAAUAAUCGGUCCAAUGUUUACCUGGUGGGGGAACCUAAGGAUGAGGAAGCUUCUUCUAACAGGAAAACCGGGACUCCGCAUAGAAGGUCCCUCAGUGUGGAGGACAUUGGUUCCCCUAACUUGGCGAGAACCGUUGGACGGGUGGUAGAAGUUUUUCCAGAUGGAACCAGUCAAUUAGAAUUGCAGCGGUCCCAACAAGGCAACUUUGGAUUCCGUGUUUCUUCAGGGAAUGGUCGUCCUGAUACAGGUAUCUACGUCCAGGAGAUGGCAGACACCAGUACAGCUAAACUCUAUGCUGGACUCCUAGAAGUUGGGGAUGAGAUUCUUGAAGUAAACGGGGCCAAGGUGGCUGGGCUGGGCCUAGCCCGGAUCAAUGAACUGCUCUUGUGGGCCGAGAUGCUCUCCCUGAGGGUACUGAAGCAGAGACCUGUUCGGCACUAGCAGAAGAGGAGAUUCUUGCGAGGGACGCUUGAAUGGGCAUCUUUGCCUCGUGAACAGGCCAAAGCGGUUCUGGUGCUUAUUAAGCCUACCUGAGAUUUGGAAUUCACAUCUUUGUCUCAGUGGUUUUAUGACUUAGAUGUGGAUGAAGGCACAAACCAACCCCAUGGGUUAUUUUGUAAUGGAAUCUGGUAUCUAUUGAAUAUUUAAUUUAUGCAAAGAUUAGUCAUGCAAUGCGGACUCUGCCCCAUCACCAAGGAAUAGGAAGUAGUUAUCUGGCACCUCCCUGUACAAAGAAUUGGGGAGGACAGAAGGAGGCAUCUGGUAACAAUUCGUGGAUAAAGACUUAUCUUUUGACCACCAACAUCCCCACAAAUUGUUUAAGGAGCCGAGGUGGCGCAGUGGUUAGGGUGCAGUACUGCAGGCCACUUCAGCUGAC